AUGGAGAGGCUUUCUCAUGACUUAAACCUGGCAUUAGAAGAGAGUAAUUGUGGCAGGCAGGAGCGUCGCAAAAUUGGCCUUCGAAGACGGACCAGAUCUGCGGGGAACCUGCCUGCCGCAGUGUCAGUAAGCUUGGUAGAAGAUGGGAGCUCAAGUAGUCCACCGCAAGCACCCCUCAUCACACAACCAUUAUCUGAUUCUGAUGAUCCUCAAUUAAAUAUACAUAAGUCUACAAAUUUGAAAUCUCGACAUUACUGUCAGAUUGGAAAUUUUGAAUCGGACUCUUUCAAUGAAAACUUUUCACCAACUCGGCCCGCCAAUGCUAGAAGGAAGAGAAAGUAUAAAAAAAUGCCAGUUGAAUAUCCAGAUGGAAAAAGAUCCCCACCAAUUGAAAUAUUGAGUGUUACCACUGAGCCGAAUGCCCUGCCAGUUACGAUUACUCUACAGACGCAGAGUGUUCCACCGUCACUACACGGUAGCAAACAAAAACAAGAAAGAAAUGCCUUUUGCGGUAAACGAAAGUGGUCACAUAGAGAUAAAGGCGAUGGUUGUGAGAUGAGAGAGAGAUCCUUCAGUGGCGGCUGUUCAUCGAAAUCGGCGUACUUCAAAAACGAUUUUAAAUCCAAGAAACACGAUAACGAAAAAAAGAAAAAAGAUUCAGUGUUACAACCCGGCAAAAUUGUGCUCAAAAGUCAUAAUAUUGAAGAAGAAAAGCCUUCGUCGUUCUCUAACUCGCCUUCUUUACCCGGCAGUUCUAGCUUUAACUUUGUUUAUAAGAACUUAUCCAAAAACGGUACAUUGACUCUAUCUAAACUCACCGGUUACAGAAUAGCAACAGACUUGCCGCCGUUCUUCAAUGCAACAACUAGUGCUGGUAAAAAUUUUGACGGAAAAUAUCAGAGGAAGAUAAAAAUGCUAAACAAAAGUCAUCCACCGCCCAAUCUUUUAAGGAAUCCACUGCAAUUCGACGAAUCUAUCAGUGGUAUGGACUGUGGGAACGAAAGCAGUUCUCUCAGCAGUAGUGAUUCGGACGGAGUUAUCACAAAUGAUAGCGACAGAGAAGGAGACGACGAGCUAACAGAUUGGCCUGGUAUAGAAGAAUUGAAGGUUUUCAACAAGAGCCUCACGUUUAAAUCGUCGAAAUCCGUAAACAAUAAUUGUACCAAAUCAGUCAGUAACAUGCCACCGCCAAAAAGGUUGAAGAAGGAAAAGUUGCUCGUUAAAAGUGGUUGGGCAAGUUGUAAGAAUAGAUAUAAGAAGAAAAGGGCUAAAGUCGAUUCGGGGAAUGAUGAUGAUGCAAUGGUAUCUGAUUCGAAGACCGUGAUCGAUGUAGAAGACGAACUUUUGAAGGAGAAAGGCAUCUUACCACAUUCCUCGCUAUCCACAUUCAGUGAUAUUAUUAACGCAGGAGCGUCCGGACAAAAUGCUGACGAGACGUUUUUUCAUUCCUUUCAAGCGUUUCAAGAGAAGUCUGAGAAGAAGGAGAAAUUUAAUCAAACGCCCCGCACGAAUUUCACUCUGCAGAAAACAUCGUCGAGUGAUCUGAAUUUUAGCGAGAAAUCGCCUCAAAGCGAUCAUUAUUGUAGUGAACAUUCAAUGGGAAAUACGGGUGUAGGUGAAGUGAGGGAAAUAAGGGCUGGCUGUAGACGAAUACGCGAGGAACGACCGGGCUUUCUUAUCUUGAGUGCGGCAAAUGAGCAACUGUCCAAGUUCUUACAAGACUCGUGUCAAACUGAGCUGAAGUUGCCAAGUUUCCAAGACCCGGUGGAGAAGGAAAAGCUAGAGUCUUUGGCCAAGUUAUAUUCCUUGGAGCUGCAAGUGGAGAUGGGACGUCCUAUUCUAAGGAAGACAUGUAACACAACACAAGCAAUACAAGUAGAGAACAGUUCCUACAGGUACAUGCCGUCGGAUCACAAGAGGAGAUGCUACGGUGAAGAUGCAGACUCCACUUUGAGUCUAAGCGACCAGAACUCGGUGAACUCUGGCAACGAACUAGACAACUGCAUUCCAGAGGCCAAGUUAGAUUUGACCCAAGAAUUUACAGAUUCUUUCGCAUAUGCCCAAGUUGAUAAGAAUUUGUUACAUCCCGGCGAUUUGGAC
This is a messenger RNA of Brenthis ino (lesser marbled fritillary), 2100 nucleotides long. Lineage: Eukaryota; Metazoa; Arthropoda; Insecta; Lepidoptera; Nymphalidae. The record is from the annotation of a GenBank genome assembly.